UGCUCCUAAUGCUGCUAUCGAAGCCACUCUUUGUGUCCUUUUCUUUGCGAUGGCUGGACUCGUCCAGCCUAGCUAUUCGUAUUCUGGAGAAUGCCAUAGCUUCUUCUUAUCAUUUUGUCCUUUGUUCCUAUCUUGCGUUGUUCUAGCGUUCUUAUGAGUCUUGCUUGGGGUCGGAAGCUGGUUUCGUGAUUGCAGAAUGUGAGUGCUUCAGGUGUGGUACCGAGAAUUGCGUACCAGGUAUGAAGGUUUGGUGAUCUAGCGAACGCGACUGCGCAAUCAUUUGCCGGCUUGUGCUGUGAGGUCUUUCUUUGAUCAUCGGACGUACUGUUUAGUUUCCCUUUGGAUUUGGGUGAGUCAACGGCUAUUCGUGAGUGACGCGUAGGUCUUCUCACUGUUGAUCGAUCCUAGAACGUGGUGUCGAAUCGAUGUUACAUUGAGCGAAAUCUGUAUUUUUUUAAAAAAAUUGUUCUGGAUUAUCUCUCUUUUUUCUUUUUUCUUUCAUAUUAUUAUUUUUUAGUUUGUUUUUCUCUUCUACUUGUACGCCCGCAAGAGCGCGGUUGAAGCCUGAAAUUGUGGUUUGGAGAAUUUUGCCUUGAGUCGGAGGUAGAAGCGGAGUGUUCAAACGCAUAAUCCGGUCUCAGACCUCGCGAAUUCAGUACACUGCGUUGCUGGACAGUUACACGAUAGGUUUUAAAAGGGUUUGGAGAGACGAGGGGGUAUGGCGAAGGAUACGACAGGCGUGAGGAGUUGUCGGUGAGUGCAUAAGAAAGGUGGAGAGUUUGCGUGGUGUUCGUGUAUGGUUGACCUCCGGUGAUCGGAGAUGGACGUCAGCGAUGGUGAAAAGCUUGAUAGAGCCUGGGUUGACGACGGUGGCCCUUCCACUUCUACAACUCUUCCGCAAGAGGGCAUCACUAGAACCAAAGCGGUGAUGGCGACUAAAGAGAGCCAACCUCCCUUCCAGCCCACUCUACCCAAUCAUAUUGAGGUAAUUAGCGACUCAGUUUACACAGACGCGCCGCGUCUGAUGGCCAAGACGUCACAACCUGGAAAGGUCUCCACGCGAGGAAAUGUGCCCAGGCGAAGCUCGCAGGUAAAGAGAAUACCCGACAACGAAGGCCAGCCUCCGUCAGACGGGAAACAUGUCAUUCAGCUAUCUGAGAAACGAACUGCUUCAGAGCCAGUGGGUGCAUUUCUCGAUUCGGUACUGGGAAGCCCUGGGCCAAGUGCGGCACAUGAACUCACCAGUAAUAACCCAACAGAGGGUGAAGUAGAAAUGAAGAGUAUCGCCCGUUCAGUAUCAAUGCCGCUCAACAAGCUAUCCCUUCCUCCACCUAGGAAGCCCGCGGGUCCAAGUACCGGGGCAACCGUGCUGCUCAAGUCUAUCACUCCACGCACCAUUGGCACAACCCCAGGUGACGAGAUUUCUGCCACGAAAGACGUCGAUUCCACCGCAACACAAAGCGACACAGAGAAGGGUGAGAAAAGCCCAAAAUGUGGAGAUGAAGAGAUUCCCGAAGAGGAGGCUGUGUGCAGGAUAUGCUUCGAAGAGCUCUCUGAGAAACACGGCGAGACUUUCAAGAUGGAGUGCAGCUGCCGGGGAGAGAUGGCGCUAGCACACAAAGAUUGCGCUCUCAAAUGGUUCAGCAUCAAAGGGAACCGCACAUGCGAUGUCUGCGGUCUCGAGGUUUGCAAUCUGCCAGUUACGGUCGUUCGCCAGAGUCAACAGCCUUCUUCUUCUCAACCUUCAGUCCAGCUCCUCGAUGCCGCAAAUCCACGUAGGGUGUGGCAGGAUGUGCCCGUGUUGGUGAUGUUGAGUAUGCUGGUGUACUUCUGCUUCCUCGAGCAGCUCCUGGUGGGCCGAAUGGGAUCUGGAGCACUGGCGAUCUCUCUUCCGUUCUCCUGUGUGUUGGGUCUGCUUGCUGCAAUCACGGCCUCAAACCUUGUGGAGAAGCGCUACGUGUGGUUGUACGCGAUAUGCCAACUUGCGCUGGUCGUCUGCUUCGCGCACAUUUUCUACGACGUGGUGGGUGUGGAGUCCGUCCUGUCGAUACUGCUUUCAGCGUUUGUGGGGUUUGGAAUCGCCAUGUUAACGAGUACCUUGAUCAUUGAGAUCCACAACUUCAAGCAGCGAACAGCACAGCGAGCGCGAAGGGGGAGGGAGGUGAGAGAGGGGGUGGGUUCUGUCUCUGCCUGAAACAGGUGCGCAGGUAGCGUCUGGAGAUCAGCAAAGCGAUCAGGUGGUGUUGCAGAUGGAAGGCGGUGGGUUCUCAAGCCUGUGGCGGCAACCGAGUGAUCACCGUGCUCAGGUAACUGCACUUCGUGAUCACAGAGGUGCUGCCACAUCCUUAUCGUGAUUAAUACGUGUUUUCUUUGAGUUUCUUCCGAAUCAAGAACAGCUGGACUUGAGUAAGGGUUUGGGGAAUUAGCACCAACUAAUUGCAUAUGAACCUUCACAAGCUAGAUUCCUGAUAGCUCAUCACGUUGUGUGCGUAGUUAGUGCUUAUUGUAAUUAGAAGGUGAGGAAUAGAACUAGCUGAAGGCCUCCAGGUAUCAGACAAUGUAAAAAGUAUGCAAAGAUGUACCAUAUUGUAAUUUUUUGCGUGCGCUGGAGGUAUGAUUGUGGAUGUCAGCGGAGAGCGAAGGGAGUGAGAGCCGUACGACAUCACCUAGUGGGGAUAAAGUAGCUUCGUUCCGCAUUGUUCCAAAUUGUACUGUAGAGUCGAACAAGUUCCAUGUAGAUUCGGAAGAUUUUCUCUGUAUCAUGAAGCAGCAAAAGAAUACUAGGUUCAGCUGCGGUCAAGUUGAUCAGAACCAGUUGAUGUAAACAGCCACAUAAUGUGUUCUUAAUUUACACAAAAUUAAGAAUGA
Molecule: messenger RNA, 2868 nt
Organism: Physcomitrium patens
Lineage: Eukaryota; Viridiplantae; Streptophyta; Bryopsida; Funariales; Funariaceae
Molecular function (GO): zinc ion binding
Source: RefSeq, a predicted model, not a curated record